AUGUCUACCAUCACCACUCCCCCAGCCUCAUAUGCCUCUACUGGCUACAAAUACAUCUCAGUGUCCCAUGUGCCAGCAAACUCUCCCACGGCAACGAAAGUCGUCAUCGUGGCUCUCAACCGGCCCCAGAAGUAUAAUGCAGUAAACGAGAAUAUGCUCACUGAGCUCGAGUCCGCAUACACACUUUUCAACCAAGACGAGCGAGUUCGCGCCAUUGUUCUCACUGGCAGGGGAAAAGCCUUUUGCGCUGGUGCUGACCUGGAAGUUGGUUUCGCCGGCUUGUUGGCCCACAAGAAGAGCCAAGGUUCGAUGAACAAGUUUAGAGACCAGGGAGGCCGUGUUGCGCUCGCAAUCUCCAAUUGCACCAAGCCGACCAUUGUUGCCUUGAAUGGCCCGGCGGCAGGCUUCGGACUGACCGUGACGCUUCCGGCCACGAUCCGGGUUGCGUGGGCGGAUGCGAAGGUCGGCAUUCCAUUUUCUCGACGGGGCUUGACGCUCGAGUCCUGCAGUGCGUUCUUCUUGCCACGACUUAUCGGCUUGUCCAAGGCCAUGCAUCUCGCAACCACAGGAGCAACGUAUACAGCGUCAGAUCCCCUCGUCAGCGGGCUGUUUUCCAAGCUGCUGCCAACUCCCCAGGAAACGGUUGCGUAUGCGAUCGAGACUGCGGUCGAUAUCGCGGAGAACACGUCACUUGCCAGCACGAAACUCAUGCGCGACAUGAUGCUGUAUUGUCCAUCGACACCAGAGGAGACCCACGUCCUCGACUCGAAGGUCUUCAUCUCCGUCGUUGGCUCAAAGGACAACAUGGAGGGCGUUAGAGGCUUCAUGGAGAAGAGACAGCCGACGUUCGACGGCACUGUAAACAAGGCUGACUUUCCUUUCUGGCCAUGGUGGAGCCCUGACGGUACAGAGCUUGCUAGCCAGCCUCCGGGGAACCCCAAGGCGAUGAUCUAG
Molecule: messenger RNA, 954 nt
Organism: Venustampulla echinocandica
Lineage: Eukaryota; Fungi; Ascomycota; Leotiomycetes; Helotiales; Pleuroascaceae
Exons: 2
Coding region: 1-954 (317 amino acids)
Source: RefSeq, a predicted model, not a curated record